Molecule: messenger RNA, 1290 nt
Organism: Aspergillus pseudotamarii
Lineage: Eukaryota; Fungi; Ascomycota; Eurotiomycetes; Eurotiales; Aspergillaceae
Product: putative DEAD/DEAH box helicase
Exons: 2
Coding region: 1-1290 (429 amino acids)
Cellular component (GO): cytoplasm
Source: RefSeq, a predicted model, not a curated record
AUGGGAACGUUAGCCCUCGGUAUCAAUAUGCCUUGUAAGACAGUUGUCUUCUCGGGUGAUUCGGCUUUUCUGCCAGCCCUUGACUAUCGGCAAGCAGCUGGUCGAGCUGGUCGUCGUGGGUUCGGCUUCCUGGGAAACGUUGUCUUCCGAGGAGUCACCUAUCCAAAGGUCUGUCGCUUGCCCAGUUCGAGGCUUCCAGAUCUCAACGGACAUUUUUCGAUUACGACCAGCUUAGUCCUAUAUUUGUUCCUCCUGCUUCAUGAUUCUAAGCAAGCCUCAUACGCUGUGAAAGCGAUCAACUCAAUCCUUCCAUGCCCACGUAUCUACAUUGGCGGGCCAGAGUCAAAAUAUACAGUUCUUCACCAUCUCCGUUUCUCUGUUGAAUACCUUCGGCGCAACUACUUUUUGGACCAAGGCGGAGCACCACUGAAUUUCUCCAACACAAUAGCCCACCUCUAUAGCACUGGGAAUUCCAGCUUUGCCUUCCGCGCGCUGCUCAGUGGGGUUUACUUCCAUGACCUUCGCAGAGACAUCCGCCAUAAACCUAAGCAAGUGCUUUUGACACUAAUGCUGGUCAUGUCACACUUAUUCGGCCGCCAUAACCUCAGACCAGCUAUCUUAGAAUCGCAACAGAUAACAACCAAAAGCUCACCGUCAUUGGUAAUCCACCCCCCAAUGCCCAAGAAGUCAGCGCGAACUCUGCACGCAGACUGCUUUCUACCUUUAACCAACUUCAAAUGUAGAGGCGAUACACCGGCCAAGGAUAUCACCCCAUCAAUGCCAUUCCUCCCUCCAACAAAAGUGUAUUCUGCCUUCGUCGCCCUAUCCGGUCGCCGCGACAAAUGGAACAGUAUCCCUGAGCUCUGCGAAAACGUCCGAAGCGGGGUAUGGCUCGAGCAAGCCGUUGUCCCUUACGUUGAAUUGUACCUUCAGGAAAGAAAUAUCCUCUUGAACGCGUACCUACUCGACUUCUUCAAGCAUGGCAAUGUGCACGCCCUCGAAAAGGACAAUAGGAUCCGCAAGGGUGACAUUUGGUUUGUUCUAAACGACUUUUCUCUCGUUUUGGCUACCAUCGUGACUAGCCUUGAGAACUUCCUCAAAUUAUCCCCUAGCACUGACCCCCAUCUAUUAGACAUUAUGGGUAGUGGCGACGUCCAUGAAGAAGAGUUAGAUAUUAGUCUCGCAAGAGAAGAAGUCUUCGAGCCCAAAGAUAAGACUCCCAAGUCAAGCAGAAAUCAGAAAAUGGGACUUCCAAAACAACCUCUUCCGUCCAUGCUGGCCAAAGCUUAA